UCAUUUCUUCAAGAACCGCCAAGAAAAUUCUAUAAUGAGAAAACCCACCGUCUUUGUCUUACGACAUUUGCUAUUCUUCUCCUUCACCUUCUUCGCCACCAUCGUCCGCUCACAGCAAAUUCCUCGCCAAGAGGCCAAUUACCGGAGUUUUGUAAUCAACGCGACUCGCUUCCCAUCCGAGGAAUACUUCGACUACAUCAUCGUCGGCGGCGGUACGGCCGGGUGCCCCCUGGCGGCGACCCUGUCACGUGCGUUCCGCGUGCUCGUCCUGGAGCGCGGCGGAGUACCUUACGGCGACCGAAACGUGAUGUUCCAAGAGGGUUUCUUGACGGUGCUGGCCGACGCCGACGCGUACGACUCGCCCGCGCAGGCCUUCACCUCGGAGGACGGCGUCCCAAACUCCCGCGGCCGUGUUCUUGGCGGGAGCAGCGCUGUAAACGCCGGCUUCUACAGCCGAGCAGAGGAAGGCUUCUUCGCCAACUCGGGCAUUAACUGGGACCGCAAAAUGGUCAACGAUUCCUUCGAGUGGGUGGAGAGGAAGAUCGUGUUCAGGCCAGAGCUCAAGACAUGGCAAAUGGGGGUUCGAGAUGGGCUACAAGAAGCAGGUGUCGACCCCUAUAAUGGGUUUACGUUAGAUCAUACAACGGGGACCAAGAUCGGUGGCACCAUAUUCGACAGUUUCGGGAGAAGACACAGUGCUGCCGAUCUUUUAUUCUACUCAAGACUAAGCAACCUCAAAAUUGUGGUGUAUGCAAGUGUGGAGAAGAUCCUUAUGGCCUCGAACAGUUAUCCCGGUUCGCACAAAUCAGCAACCGGAGUCGUUUUCAGGGACAGAAGAGGAAGGUGCCACAACGCCAUGGUGAGAGGAAACGGUGAAGUACUGCUCUCCGCCGGAGCAAUCGGUACUCCUCAGCUGCUUAUGUUAAGUGGGAUUGGUCCAAGAAACUACCUUUCCUCAUGGAGAAUCCCGGUCGCCCAUGAUCUUCCCUACGUGGGAAAAUUCUUCUACGACAAUCCCAGGAACAGUAUCUCAAUCGUGCCGCCAAUGCCUUUAGAACAGUCACUGAUUCAAGUGGUGGGAAUCACUCCCUCCGGUGCUUACAUCGAAGCAGCCUCAAAUGUCAUCCCUUUCGCCGCCCCAGCCCGAACAGUCUUCAUCCGGACCCCAUCUUCGCCGCUCUACCUCACCGUGGCCACGCUCAUGUCGAAGAUCAACGGGCCCUUAUCGAUUGGCUCGUUCUCGCUAGCUUCCACUGAUGUUAGAGUCAACCCCAUUGUUAGGUUCAACUACUUCCACAACCCUGUGGACUUGGAGAAGUGUGUGAAUGGGACUCGGACCAUUGGAGAUGUGCUGAGGAGUAGCUCCAUGGAUGAGUUCAAGUUCAGGGAUGGGCUUGGCAAUAGGGAGUUUCGAUUCAUUGGGCCUCCAUUGCCGGCUGAUCAGUCCAACUUUGAGGUCAUGGCAGAUUUCUGUAGAAGGACUGUUAGUACCAUUUGGCACUAUCAUGGCGGAUGCCUAGUUGGGAAGGUGGUCGAUGGUGAUUUCAGAGUCUUUGGUAUCAAUUCGCUGAGAAUCGUCGAUGGUUCGACGUUUGUGGUUUCGCCGGGGACUAAUCCUCAGGCUACUGUUAUGAUGCUUGGAAGAUAUGUUGGUUUAAAGAUAAUCCGAGAAAGAAUGAAAGGAAAAUGAUUUGAGUUUUUCUUUUAUUUUAAGUUUUUUAACUCAGCUUUGAGUACUUUUGAUUUGGUUGGUUCUUUUUUAUUCUUUUAUUCUUUUAGGAAAAGAAGAUUGGAAUGAUGUAAAUGUUAAUGUAAAUGUAGUACUACUACUUCAAAUGCUCUUAACAUGUAACUCAAAAAUUUUGACCUUUU
This is a messenger RNA of Humulus lupulus (European hop), 1872 nucleotides long. RefSeq names its product (R)-mandelonitrile lyase-like. Gene Ontology annotation, molecular function: flavin adenine dinucleotide binding; oxidoreductase activity, acting on CH-OH group of donors. The transcript is spliced from 3 exons. The record is from RefSeq and is a predicted model, not a curated record. NCBI's taxonomy places the organism in Eukaryota, Viridiplantae, Streptophyta, Magnoliopsida, Rosales, Cannabaceae. Bases 35 to 1690 code for a protein of 551 amino acids.